Cinara cedri is the source of this 3801-nucleotide messenger RNA. The record is from the annotation of a GenBank genome assembly. Lineage: Eukaryota; Metazoa; Arthropoda; Insecta; Hemiptera; Aphididae.
GUUUAGUCGCACGAGACGCGGCCACGACGACCGGACGUCAACACGGGGCUUUACUAUUGGGAAACCCGAGAAGACGACGACGGGCAGAACGGGACGGACGUACGAAGUGUAUUCGAAGUGUGCAACGACGGCCAUACCAAUAGUGCACCGUAUAAUAUAACCCGACGCGGGAAUCAAUCGCGUAAAACGAAAACGCCCCGCAGAAACAGCGAACCGGACCGAUGGAGAAUAUUUAUCCGCGACGGGUUCCCGUCAUAGGCAACCUGACCGGAAACGGAUGGACCGUGGCCAGCCAGGAGAGCGUGCUGUCCCUGAUAGUCGUGCUCGGCAGCAGCGUUUCCUUGGUCGGACUCAUAUUCGCUUUCAUCACGUACAGGUAACAUAGCGGACCGACUAUCGCGUGAGAAUAAUAAAAUAUAAAUAUAAUUUAGCUCGUUUUUUUUUUCCGAAAAAAAAAAAGGCAUAUGCCGGCGGCGGAAACGGGCUUUUCGAGUCACUAGUUUUUCAUUAAAAUACUCUGCCCUUCCCGUACACCGCCAUCGCUGCCGACCACUUGGAUUUUUUUUACGCGCACUUCUAUUUUUACGAUUUUGUCCGACAAUAUACGUCACGCCAACGCUAUAAUAAUAUCUAGGGUACGGAUUUGAACGUUCUAAACAUUGUCGAGAAAAAUUAUCGACAAAUCGAAAUACGGUGAAAAUGAGCGUGUUAUUUUUAAAGACGUGUCCGUCGUAAUAUACGUUAAUCGAAUUAUCACGCGCUAUCGUGUUUUCGGGAUAUUAUACUCGUAUAUUGUUCUAUGGUAGUCGGAAAAAAAAAAAAAACAUGUAUGUAUACACUUUUCAUAGAAAUAAUAUAUUAUUAUCGUUAUGUGAUCGUUGCAACGACGCAUUAAACGUAAUCCCGGCACAACAACGGACGUCCGUUAUUACAAUAUUUUAUCAAAAUAACGUCCGCCCGGUCCAUUAUUAUAUGACUAUUGUGAUAUCCGCGCACAAACGUUCUUUUGGACCGAAAUAAUAAUAAUAAUAAUAAUAUUAUGAUCCACUAGAACCUCGUCGUACGCGAUAUAUUCCGUUCCGUAGUAGGAUAUACUGCGUAAUAUUCGAUGUAUUUAAAGUGGCUUUUAAAAGGUCUUGCAAGUAAUCUUCCAGUGUUAUACGCUCUCCGUAUAUAUAUAAAUAUAUAUAACACGUGUACAAUGGAACGUUACCCCGUCGUACUGCUUUCCCGAAAAAGCGUUUACGUCACAAUAGUUUUAGAUCCUGAACGAAACGUACAGUAGUAUAGGUAUUGGUUUUUAUAUAUAAUAGGUAUAAUACACGAGUUGUAUUUUUCUCUUUUCUCUCUUUCCCUUUCGGUAGUGAAUUUUGAAUCUAGUCUCAACGACCGUCAUCUUUUGUUGACAUUUUUCGUAUUUUCCCAAUUCAUUAUAAUAUAAUAUUUACAAAAUAUCGCUAAAAACGAUUUAAGGGUUGUUUUUUUUUUUUUUUAGGAAUUCAGUAAGAAAUAUUCGUAUAGACACCUGAAACGUUUACCGAAUACCUAUAUAAAUACUUAAGUUGGGAUUUUCUAGACUUAGUACAAUAUUAUCGACAUUUUUCCGCUCGUUUUGAGCUAAUUUCAAAUGCGUUUUGCGAUUGAAUGUUUCAAUUUUAUUUUUGGUCACGUUUAAAUUUUCGAAACAUUUAUUAUACGUUGAUCUUAUAUUGACGGAAAAAAAAGGUUUGUGUACAUUUUUGUUAUGUGUUUAAUGUUUGUAUUUAUACGAAAUCCGUAAAAGUCACGAACAAUAUUGGAAAUUAUUUGGAAGUUAACAAUUUUCUAAUUUUCCAGUCAUAACUGUGCUUCACUCAGAAUCAUAUUUUGUUUGUUUUAAUUCUUUUCUCUAGAUGACCAUAAAUCGGACACCGAUAUUGCCUUAGACUAUACCAUCAAUAACGUUAUUUUCAAUCGAAUGACAGUCGAUCUCGUUUCGUCUGUUUUGUAAUCCGAUCCUCUUAUUUUUCAUAGUAUUAUCUAUUCGGUUUUCGUUGACGUGCUAUAAUAUAAGUACUUGUGUACACGUUUUGUUAAGAGAAGUCCGCCAACGUGCUUGACACCGAUUGGAUUUUCUCUGUGACCUCGUAAAACCACGAUGAUUAUAGCCGCAUAUUUUUCGUAUCGAUUCUAAUGCCGAUGAAUGUUUGUUCUAUCGACCCUAAUCGUUAUAGUAAAUGUAUCAUUUUCAGUAAAAAUUUGAUAUAAUAAUACGUCAUCGUUUAUAAUAUUACCAUCGUCAGCAUUUUCUUUUUGGAGAAUAAGGAAUAAAAAAAAAAUGCAGAUGUAGUUUUGGCAGUGUGUUUACACAUAAUUAUUAUUAGCUAAAAUAAUAAGAGAGAAAGAGAAGUACCCACGGUGCUUUGGAAAGGUUAAAGGUUGAAAGAAAAAACAAACGGACAUACUUCGCUUGAUGGGCGGUCCUCUGUUUUAAGUGUGAAGUUGGAAAGGUAGAGGGGAAAUUUAAUGUAUAUUUGUACGCAACGAUUAACCAUUUCUAACGAAAAACGGAGUUCUGUUAUACAGAUUUGAAAAGCCGUAAUAUUUACUGUUUGAAAAUAACACAUUUCGUAAGUUUUACCAUUUUUCCUACGUUUUUUCCCUGUUUUUGUCAUUUAUUAUGAAAAUCCCAGGGAAAAUUAAAAACCUACUUAAAGUAUCACCCCAGACUAAUUUAUUUUCAGAAAAAAGUGCUACACUUGAAAAUCGGAGAAAAGUUUCUGGUAGAAAAAUUGUUCACAGAAAAAAAAAAGCAUCAUUGUGAAACCAAUAUAUUUUUCGCUCCAUUCAAAAAUUUAAAAGAACAAUAGUUUUGAUAGGGAUCUAGUCGAGAAGGUAAAUUAUCUACAUAGUUUAUAAAAGAAUAAACUGACUGACAAUUGAUACUAGAAACUUGAAAAUUCGCACAAAGAUUCCUUAUAUGUUUAAUGCAUGUAACAGCUUUGCAAAUAAUUUUUGAAAUUCAACACUUCUGGGGGUGGAAAGGAGAGCCAAAGUCUGAGUGGAAAAUAACUUUAUACAUGAUUAGUCUUAACGUCGGAAUUACAUAUUAAGUAAACAAUGGGAGAUUUUGGUUUUGAUUUAAGUGUACAAAUGUAUGCCAUGUAAUAAAUACGUAUAAAUAGAUAAAUAAAGUGAUUAUCUAAGAUUAGAUAAAUACUAUUCAUCUUUUAUACACCCCGUAGAUAAGGCAUUAUAAAUAUAUAAAUAUAGGGCGUUUUUUUUUUUAUCGUGAAACAACAAUUUUUGUCGAAGGGGUUUAAGCGAAUUUGAUUUUUGUUUUUUUUUUUUUUUAAAUAUUGUGAAAUCGGUUAAGAUUUAUUUGUUUAGCAAUUUGUCAUUUAAAAAUAUAUAUGCAAUUUAUUACCUUUCCUCCAGUCUAAACUUUAAACUGGUAUAACCCUUAUAACUCAUAAACGAUAAAUCUGAUAUUUGUGUAAUGCAUAGCAAAAUUUCUAUUUCGUUUAUAUGAACUAUCACUAUGCUACUAUGAAAUAGUUCUUUAACUUUGUUAUUUUUACAGAUUUUUAACGUUAUUUUUAAAUAUAAUCGAUGAAAUGUCUUCAAAAAAAAAAAAAAUCGUUAACCAGGUAAUAAGAAAAUGUCUGAAACAAUUAUAUACAGAGUGUAGCAGGACUAAUUUGCAUUUUUGCAUUACAGCCACAUGUAAAAAUGUCAAAUAGUCCAGUUACACCCUGUAUACCCGAAAGUGUUGAUGAAUACGACAAAACACACACAAACGUCGUACAAGUUUUACGAUAA